Messenger RNA from Capsella rubella, 1302 nucleotides. Its product is annotated as calcineurin B-like protein 1. Gene Ontology annotation, molecular function: calcium ion binding; kinase binding. Lineage: Eukaryota; Viridiplantae; Streptophyta; Magnoliopsida; Brassicales; Brassicaceae. The transcript is spliced from 9 exons. The record is from RefSeq and is a predicted model, not a curated record. Bases 320 to 961 code for a protein of 213 amino acids. Gene Ontology annotation, biological process: calcium-mediated signaling.
UUAAAAAGAAAAAAAAAAAACCCCCCAAGCAGCAGCAUCUAGUGUAAUUGAUCUCAACCGUCCGAUCAUCCAUCUUGCCUUCACCGUUCACCAAUCUCUCUCUCUCUCUCUCUCGUUUUCUUUUUGCUGUUUCUCGCUCCUCUCUCUCUGGAUCUCGCCGGCGAGCCGUUCUCUUGGGUCUAACAGUAGCAAAUUUCAAGCUGUAGCAUAUUAGCAUCUCAGAAAUCGCUGAAUUAGCUGUUGGAUCAAACCGUCUCCUUCAUCGUAUUGAUCUGCGGAUCGGGGUUUUAAGGGUUCCAUCUUCUUAUUUCAUCUGUAAAUGGGCUGCUUCCACUCCAAGGCAGCAAGAGAAUUCCGAGGACACGAAGACCCUGUUAAGCUUGCCUCUGAAACAGCUUUUAGUGUGAGUGAGGUUGAAGCAUUGUUUGAGCUUUUCAAGAGCAUAAGCAGUUCGGUUGUUGAUGAUGGUUUGAUAAACAAGGAGGAGUUUCAACUUGCCUUGUUCAAGAGCCGGAAGAGGGAGAAUAUAUUUGCUAAUAGGAUCUUUGAUAUGUUUGAUGUUAAACGAAAAGGAGUCAUCGAUUUUGGGGACUUUGUAAGAUCACUCAAUGUUUUCCACCCCAAUGCUUCUCUAGAGGACAAAAUAGAUUUUACGUUUAGGCUUUACGACAUGGACUGUACCGGUUACAUUGAACGCCAAGAGGUCAAGCAAAUGUUGAUUGCCCUUCUCUGCGAAUCCGAAAUGAAAUUGGCUGAUGAAACCAUAGAGAUCAUACUCGAUAAGACAUUUGAAGAUGCAGACGUGAACCAAGAUGGAAAGAUUGAUAAACUAGAGUGGAGUGAUUUCGUAAAUAAAAACCCAUCAUUGCUUAAGAUCAUGACUCUUCCAUAUCUCAGGGAUAUAACGACAACGUUUCCGAGUUUUGUCUUCCAUUCAGAAGUCGACGAGAUUGCCACCUGAAGGAAUCAAUCUUGGUUUAAACCGAAACGUACAAGUUGGAAGCACAAUUCUUGAGCUUAUGGGUGUGUCAUCAACAUGUGUUUGUAGACAGUAGUAGUAGUAGUAGCUUUCUUGAAAUUGUUUCUUUUACCUGGAAUUUUUAUCAUUCUGGGUUCCUUUUUUCAUUCUUCUCAGAUACAGUUUUGAAAUCCUGGGUUUUAGCUAUAAAGAAAAAGAAAAUGAUCUUAAUUUACCAUUCGAUUUAUGUCAUAUAGUUAGGAAAAUGUUAAUGAGUCUGUAGUCUGUACAUAACACAAUCAUACAUUUUUUUUGUUUCUUAUUGAUUAAAUUGUAAAGUGAAA